Coregonus clupeaformis (lake whitefish) is the source of this 3424-nucleotide messenger RNA. Its product is annotated as brain-specific angiogenesis inhibitor 1-associated protein 2-like protein 2. Bases 2 to 1267 code for a protein of 421 amino acids. Gene Ontology annotation, molecular function: protein binding. The record is from RefSeq and is a predicted model, not a curated record. Gene Ontology annotation, biological process: actin filament bundle assembly; actin crosslink formation; positive regulation of actin filament polymerization. Gene Ontology annotation, cellular component: cytosol; nucleoplasm. Lineage: Eukaryota; Metazoa; Chordata; Actinopteri; Salmoniformes; Salmonidae. The transcript has 12 exons.
GAUGGAUCAGUUCAACCCAAGUCUACAGAAGCUAGUGUCUUUGGGAAACAGCUACAUGCAGGCUUUCCAAGCCCUUGCUGUAACCAGUGAUGCUUACUUCAGCACCCUUGCUAAGAUAGGGGAGCAGGCCUUGCACACCAUGUCGUCUCGCUCUAUUGGAGAUGUCCUGAUUCAGAUUUCAGAGAACCAGAGGCGACUCACCACUGAACUGGAAGGAAUAUUCCGCUGGUUCCACACUGAGGUGCUGCAGGAGAUGGACAACAAUGUCAAACUGGAUAAGGACUACAUAGCAGUCAGCAGGAGGCGAUAUGAGAUGGAGAUACGGAGCCAGGCCACAUCUUUGGAGAGGCAGCUGAGGAGAGGGCCUCACCAGGAUGAGUACAUUCACUUCCUGAGGGAGAGUCAGCGCGAGGCUCUGAUGGAGGAAGAGAGGAGAUACCGUUUCCUGGCUGAGAAACACUGUGGUCUCACUCAGUCCCUCAUUUAUCUCAUGAACAAGACAGGGGCAGGGGGAGGCCUUCAGCAGAUAGCUGAUGGAUGGAGGGACCAGGUCAACGCCACCAGAGGACUUGGAUCCCGGAAUCCCUCUCGCCUGGGCCAGGACAACACGUCCAGAAUGAGGGAGGAGGACAGGGGGAGCCAAUGGUCAGGCAAAGAGGAGCAGCCUCUGGGAAGAGUGCCCUCCAGAGCCCCCUCACCCCAGAACAUCCGUUCCCGGUCCAGUUCAUUUGGGGAGUCCCUAGGUCUGGGUGGAGGUGGAGGAGGGAGACUUAUGAGAGCUCUGGUGUCCCACCCCGCUAACUCCAACAGCCCCACCCUGCUGCCCUUCUCCCGGGGGGAGGUGGUGAGCGUGCUGGUGCAGGAACCCCGUAACGGCUGGUUCUACGGCCGGGCUGAGAACAGCUCACGUCAGGGCUGGUUCCCAGCUGCCUUUGUGGGGUCACUGGAGGAGGCCCCUAGAUCAACUGGCUCCAGCUCCACUCUUAGGAGUUUCCACAGUAUGGACAACCUGCUGGACCAAUCAGGAGGCAGCAACCACGGCAGACCCCCGCCCCCGCCCCCGCCUCCACCCAAUAGACAGACAGAGAUGCGUCCAAUCACACCCAGCAUGGAGAGAAGGGCGGAGUCUCACUCUGACAACAAGAGAGGAGAGCGCCAUGGUGGACCUAUGCCAAACCUCUUCCCAAAAGGCACUAACCCUUUCGCCACUGUCAAGCUGAAGCCCACGUCCACCGAUGACAGAUCUGCUCCACGGCUCCGUCGGUGAAGAGGUCACGCCCUUGGGAGGUACUGGGCACGUUCCAGGUCGACUACAUUUCAGUUGUUACACUGCAUCAACAAAUGGCUUCAUGCCACUUUAUCGACUGUGCAGUCGACUGCUAUAUCAUAUGAUUCACUGAUCUGUUAAAUAAAUACCUAUCCAGGCGUUGUGAGAUCUGGCAGGUGUCUGAAAUGUAGUCAGACUAAAACGUGUCCACUACCAUGCAGCGGGGGUUUUAGGGUUGAUGCCCUAAAACUGACCAAAAUCUUCCCAAACUGUUGAAAACUGUCUUAAAACUGCCCCAAACAUUCCCUAAGCACCCCCUAAUACCAAUCCUGUACAGUUAUUUAAAUAUAUUAUGGAGUUUAUCGGAUGACUACAGUGAUAAAAGAAGUUCAGGGGGCAAUGUAAGAUGCCAGAAACAGAUGCUUGGUACACUGAUUGACCUGGCAAGUGCAUUAAUCAUUUUUAUUUCAUUAGUGAGACAAAUCUUUGUGGGCGCUCAUUUAUGCACAUUUCUUCAGAAUCAGGGAUAUUUAGUGACUUCAUAUACAUGUCAGGUACAGGAAAUAUCAGGUAUCAGGUACAGGUAGAAGUAGUUGUGUUUAUCAAAGCCUUUUGCAUUGUUCUUCAAGUAGCACUUUUGUUUAGUUUUGCUUGUACAGUAACAAUAUGCCAAUUUAAACCAAUACUUCACUUUGAUUCGAAACUACAGUGAACCACAGUGAGGUAAUCUUUCUCUUAGGAAUGCCAUGUAGAUAGAUUGUUAUGACAAGUGAGUUUGAGCUACUAACUUAACCGUGCUGUUUUGUCCAGUGCCUUUAGUAAAUGUUCUAUAAGAUUUGUAUGUGUUUGUUUGCUCAUGCAGGCAUUAGGGUGGCCUACUACUAUAGUGAAGAACCCGAGGGUUGUCAAUUCUAAUCCACCAAUGGGGAUACUUAACCUAAAUUAGCCUUAGAGUGUACUCAGCUAUGUAAAUAGCUGACAUGUGAGAGUGUUGCGCUAAUGUAAUAGCUCUAAAUAAACAAUGACUUUUGACUUUACUGCUAGAAAAAAAAUGGCAGCUGCUUUUCACAUUGUUUCAAAUUCCUUUAAUCAGACAGAAAUACAUCCUCUGAUUCUGACGUUUUUUAGUUGCUGUUGCUGUCGAUAUUUUACACAUUUAUUUUCUAGUUAUUGAGGGCCAAUCGGUAGUGCUAAGCAAUUGUGUUUUGUUUUUUUUGGGGGGGGGGUUGAACAACCAAUUGACCGACGUCGGUUCAGUUAUUUGAGUCCAAUGCGCCGUUUCUGUAGAGAGAAAUCAAAUAAUUCACGAGAGAAAUCAAUUCAAGAACUAUGUGCGACGCUUGGCUGUAGUAUCAAGCCAAUAAUUAAACCUAGUUCAGUGCAGAAACGUGGUAAUUAACUACAAUGACCAUAAUCUAUUGCGCCUGUACUUUCCGGCUUGGCUGUUAGGUUAGAUACACACAGACCAAAUAGACCACAUGAGAGGAAUGUACACAACACAGCGAUGCGAGGGACAGAGAUAGUUUGUGAAUGUAUGCCUUAUCUCCUUUGAAGAACUAGUCAAAUGAUUUAGUCAGACUGCUCUGCAGCAUUAUUAGACAGGCUAGUCUAGCUAAAUAGGAUGACUAAAGACAGUACAGUACGGGGAGCAGAGAGAUAACGUUAGAUGGUCUGGCUGGCUGCUACUGCCUGAGCAGAGAUGAUAUGAUGACUUUAAGGAAUGAAAAAUAAUAAAGUCAUCAGAUAAAAACGAAGUAAUAUACACAACUGAAAUAUUUAUUAUUAUCAUAGUAAUUUUCUAUUUUGUCUACCCAAUGUUGACCUGACAGAGACAAUGGAAUAUUUGUAAUGUUUUGGCAAUUUCAUUUUCACUAUUUUUGGCUUUGAAAUGUCCAUUAAAAAGCUUUAAAUCAUUUUCAUUGUUUUAUUUUGAAAUGCAUUUAAUGUGUACCCCUUUCCUGUAGUCAAAUGACCAAAUUGCCCUCUAGUGGCCUCAUGGGUGGAAUGUUAUUAAUAGUUUUCAUAAUUUCCCAAUUAAUAAACAUACUUUAUUUUAAAGCCGCCGAAAAUCUAUGUCAAACGGUUUUGCUACAUUUCCGUCUUCUGUAGUGUAUAUAAAGUGUAAUAUUGGGAUGGAAACUCAAAAUGGAAUACAUU